Messenger RNA from Lottia gigantea (owl limpet), 1158 nucleotides. RefSeq lists its product as hypothetical. Lineage: Eukaryota; Metazoa; Mollusca; Gastropoda; Lottiidae. The record is from RefSeq and is a predicted model, not a curated record. The transcript is spliced from 3 exons. The coding region runs from base 1 to 1158 and encodes 385 amino acids.
AUGGUGUUACUCAAGAGUUUCACGCUUAAUAGUACUUGUCGAACUUCAGAGGGUCGCAGACUGAAAAUAGUGUGCUUUAGAGAACACCAUGUAGUGUGCUUUAGAGAACAUCAUGUAGUGUGCUUUAGAGAACACCAUAUAGUACGCUUUAGAGAACAUCAUGUAGUGUGCUUUAGAGAACAUCAUGUAGGGUGUGUUAGAGAACAUCAUGUAGUGUGCUUUAGAGAACAUCAUGUAGUGUGCUUUAGAGAACAUCAUGUAGUGUGCUUUAGAGAACACCAUAUAGUACGCUUUAGAGAACAUCAUGUAGUGUGCUUUAGAGAACAUCAUGUAGGGUGUGUUAGAGAACAUCAUGUAGUGUGCUUUAGAGAACAUCAUGUAGUGUGCUUUAGAGAACAUCAUGUAGUGUUUGUUAGAGAACAUCAUGUAGUGUGCUUUAGAGAACAUCAUGUAGUGUGCUUUAGAGAACAUCAUGUAGGGUGUGUUAGAGAACAUCAUGUAGUGUGCUUUAGAGAACAUCAUGUAGUGUGCUUUAGAGAACAUCAUGUAGUGUUUGUUAGAGAACAUCAUGUAGUGUGCUUUAGAGAACAUCAUAGAACAUCAUUAGUGUGCUUUAGAGAACAUCAUGUAGUGUGCUUUAGAGAACGCCAUGUAGUGUGUGUUAGAGAACAUCAUGUAGUGUGCUUUAGAGAACGCCAUGUAGUGUGUGUUAGAGAACAUCAUGUAGUGUGCUUUAGAGAACAUCAUGUAGUGUGCUUUAGAGAACAUCAUGUAGUGUGCUUUAGAGAACAUCAUGUAGUGUGCUUUAGAGAACGCCAUGUAGUGUGCUUUAGAGAACAUCAUGUAGUGUGCUUUAGAGAACAUCAUGUAGUGUGCUUUAGAGAACAUCAUGUAGUGUGCUUUAGAGAACAUCAUGUAGUGUGCUUUAGAGAACAUCAUGUAGUGUGCUUUAGAGAACAUCAUGCAAUGUGCUUUAGAGAACGUCAUGUAGUGUGUGUUAGAGAACAUCAUGUAGUGUGCUUUAGAGAACAUCAUGUAGUGUGCUUUAGAGAACAUCAUGUAGUGUGCUUUAGAGAACAUCAUGUAGUGUGCUUUAGAGAACAUCAUGUAGUGUGCUUUAGAGAACAUCAUUUAGUGUGCUUUAGAGAACAUCAUUAG